This is a messenger RNA of Cuculus canorus (common cuckoo), 2666 nucleotides long. RefSeq names its product mab-21 like 2 (gene MAB21L2). The coding region runs from base 1078 to 2157 and encodes 359 amino acids. The record is from RefSeq and is a predicted model, not a curated record. NCBI's taxonomy places the organism in Eukaryota, Metazoa, Chordata, Aves, Cuculiformes, Cuculidae. The transcript has a single exon.
CCCGGAGCGCGCGCGCCCCCGCGGCCGCCGCGAUUGGCCGCGGCGCUGACAGCUUGGCGGCGAUUGCAGGAGGCGGCGCCCCGCCCCCCGCCCGCGCCCCGUCCCCAUUCAUAAACUACAGGGCCCGGUGGCAGCGCCCGAGACACAGAGAGACACGGGCACGCGGCGGAGACGCGCCGAAAGUGAGAGCCUCGGCGCGUCCUUCCAGGGGUGGGGAGGGGGAGGAGAAGCCGUCCCCGGCACAGCAGCUACGCCCUCCUCCCGCUCAGGAUAAAACACAGUCAAAGACAAAAAAAAACAGCAACCCAAACAAACAACAACCAACCUAUAUAUAUAAUCUCUCUCGCUCCAAACAACCCGUGUAGAGCUGCAGGACAGGAAUGAGAGCUCACAGACCAAGUGCACACGUCUGCGCGUAAAGCUAGAGAGAGAGAAAGCCGGGUUCAGACAACGCCUCCAGCAGGAAAAGGGAGAUCAACAACACCCCCAGACAGUCUGAGAGCGGCAGCCAAACUCAUGCACAUCUCUGGCGGUGCCACGGACUGAGAGAGAGCGAGGCAGACAGACAGACACAGAGUUCACUCUUCCGCUCCGGGCGUUGCUCGCAUUCUUCUCUCGUAUCGUGUGCGGUUGUAAACUUCGGCUUUUCUGCGGGGACCUUCUGCGAGUCCGGGGGAAGUUUUGUUUGGGUUUUCCGUUGGUUUUGUUUGUUGGGGUUUGUUUUUUUCUUUUUUUCCAUGAACUACUGAGAGGGAAUUUUUGCCGCUGCUCGGGGGGGCGGGCAGCAAAGACCUCCCUGUUCCCACAGCCACCCAAAACUCUGCGCUCCGGGAGCCCGCGGGGGCUGCCCGCGCCUCGCACUCCUCGCCGGGGCUUUCGCUCCUUAGCGCUUCGUCGUCUCCCCGAUUUUUUUUAUUUUGUCGUUUUUAAUUCUUUUUCCCUGCCGCCUUCUUCCCGGAGGGGGUGGGGGUCCGCGAUUUGGCCGGUGCCCUCCGCAAAGCUGCAGCCACCGCUAAAGCAUUGGAUCCCUCAACGUACUGCGAGAGCCCGGUGUACAGCCCGGACCUGUGCCCCAACAUGAUCGCCGCCCAGGCCAAGCUGGUCUACCAGCUCAACAAAUACUACACGGAGCGCUGCCAGGCUCGCAAGGCUGCCAUCGCCAAGACCAUCCGCGAGGUGUGCAAGGUGGUGUCGGACGUGCUGAAGGAGGUGGAGGUGCAGGAGCCGCGCUUCAUCAGCUCCCUGAGCGAGAUCGACGCCCGCUACGAAGGGCUGGAGGUGAUCUCGCCCACCGAGUUCGAGGUGGUGCUCUACCUCAACCAGAUGGGGGUCUUCAACUUCGUGGACGACGGCUCCCUGCCGGGCUGCGCCGUGCUGAAGCUGAGCGACGGCCGCAAGCGUAGCAUGUCCCUCUGGGUGGAGUUCAUCACCGCCUCGGGAUACCUGUCCGCCCGCAAGAUCCGCUCCCGCUUCCAAACGCUGGUGGCCCAGGCCGUGGACAAGUGCAGCUACCGGGACGUGGUGAAGAUGAUCGCGGACACGAGCGAGGUGAAGCUCCGCAUCCGCGAGCGCUACGUGGUGCAGAUCACGCCCGCCUUCAAGUGCACGGGGAUCUGGCCCCGCAGCGCGGCGCAGUGGCCCAUGCCGCACAUCCCCUGGCCCGGCCCCAACCGGGUGGCCGAGGUGAAAGCCGAGGGCUUCAACCUGCUCUCCAAGGAGUGCUACUCGCUGACGGGCAAGCAGAGCUCGGCCGAGAGCGACGCCUGGGUGCUGCAGUUUGGCGAGGCCGAGAACCGGCUGCUGAUGGGCGGCUGCAGGAACAAGUGCCUCUCGGUGCUCAAGACGCUUCGCGACCGGCACUUGGAGCUGCCCGGGCAGCCCCUCAACAACUACCACAUGAAGACUCUGCUGCUCUACGAGUGCGAGAAGCAUCCGAGGGAGACCGACUGGGACGAGGCGUGCCUGGGAGACCGCCUGAACGGCAUCCUCCUGCAGCUCAUCUCCUGCCUGCAGUGCCGGCGCUGCCCCCACUAUUUCCUGCCCAACCUCGACCUCUUUCAGGGCAAACCCCACUCGGCCCUGGAGAGCGCUGCCAAACAGACCUGGAGGCUAGCCAGAGAAAUCCUCACCAAUCCCAAAAGCCUCGACAAGCUAUAGGGUUAACACCCCCCCACCCCCCUGCGCGGGAAAAAAAAAAAAAAAAGAAAAAAAAAAAGAACCUCGCUCUCCGUAAAACAACAAAACUUUUUCUUUUAAUUUUAUUUAACGCGAACGACGACGGAAAGAGGAGGCGAAAGAAACGCGCCCCGCCACCCUCGCCCACCUGCGGCUCGGCGUUUUAAAAACUUGCAGACGGUUUUCCCGGCAUAAAAACUCUCACCGCCUCGCACGGAAGAGCCUCUCUCCCCCCCUCCCCAUCCCAUGGCCUCCAAUGUGAAUUUUUAAAAAGUCACAAAAAGAGAAGCGAAUCGGACUUUUGCGACCUUGAAACGAAACUCGAAAGGUACAUUUUUUCCAAUCCAUGUAUAGCCCUUUUCUUACUCUCUCUCGUUUUGCCUGAAUGUUGUCACCAAGUGAAAAAAAAUUAUUUAACUAUAUGUACAAAUUUCCCUUUAAAAAAAGUUUUACUGGUGUUAAAUGUAUUUCGGUGCCAAGGUCAGAUUAUG